GCCUCCUGGGCGGCGGCGGGGCGGGAGCAGCGCGGCGGAGGGGACAAGACCAGGGCAGGAGGGAACCGGGCAGCCGGGAGAGCCCCGUACACCCAGCAAGAUGCUGUCCUGGCGGCUGCAGACGGGCUCCGAGAAGGCCGAGCUGCAGGAGCUCAACGCCCGGCUCUACGACUACGUGUGCCGGGUGCGGGAGCUGGAGCGCGAAAACCUGCUCCUGGAGGAGGAGCUGCGCAGCCGGCGCGGGCAGGAGAGCCUGUGGGCCGAGGGGCAGGCCCGCUUCGCCAAGGAGGCGCGCAACUUGCGGCAGCAGCUGGACGAGCUGAGCUGGGCCACGGCGCUGGCCGAGGGCGAGCGCGAUGCCCUGCGGCGCGAGCUGUGGGAGCUGCGGCGGCUCGGUGAGGAGGCGCGCGCCGCCCGCGGCCGCCUGGAUGCCGAGCUGGGCGCGCAGCAGCGCGAGCUGCAGGAGGCGCUGAGUGCGCACGCCGCCCUCGAGGAGCUGCUGGGCCGGCUGCAGGCCGAGCGCCGCGGCCUCGACGAGGCCCACGAGCGCGACGUGCGGGAGCUGCGCGAGCGCUCCGCCGGCCUGACCAUGCACUACCGCGCCCGCGCCGUCGGCCCCUCCGCGCCCCCGCCGCGCCUGCAGGAGGUGCACGACAGCUACGCGCUGCUGGUGGCUGAGUCGUGGCGGGAGACCGUGCAGCUGUACGAGGACGAGGUGCGCGAGCUGGAGGAGAUGCUGCGGCGCGGCCAGGAGAGCCGGCGCGAGGCCGAGGAGGAGACGAGGCUGUGCGCGCAGGAGGCGGAGGCGCUGCGGCGCGAGGCACUCGAGCUGGAGCAGCUGCGCGUGCUGUUGGAGGACGAGCUGCUGCGGAUGCGCGAGGUGUACGAGCUGCAGGCGGAGGAGCGGCAGAGAGGCAUUGCCUGCCUGGAGGAUGAGAAGGCGGCCCUCACCUUGGCCAUGGCCGACCGGCUGCGGGACUAUCAGGAGCUCGUGCAGGUGAAGACCAACCUCAGCCUGGAGGUGGCAACCUACCGAGCCUUACUGGAAGGAGAAAGUAAUCCGGAGAUAUUGAUCUUUACUAAGCACAUUGAAAACAUGCCACAAGAAUUCAGAAACACAUCCUAUCAGUAUACCAGCUCGGUGUUACAGAGGGAAAAUGAAAGAAAUCUGUUUCCAAGGCAGAAAGUGCCUUCAGUGAGCUUCAGUCACAGCCCGGGGCUGCAUUCUAACCUGUCGGCUUACUCCGGAUCUCAGCCAGCCAUUGGAAGCACUGCCAGAAGAGACUUCCUGGGCUCAGGAUAUUCCUCGUUUACCACUACCCAGCGGGAAAGCUCUUAUGAAAAAACUGCCAAAAGUCAACCCAACUAUAGAACUGUAUCAUCAGCUCAUGGUCUUUUAAGAAAUACGGAAGCUCAAGUGAAAACAUUCCCCAAUAGACCAAGAACUGAAGGUACAAAGGACGUCCCCACUAAUUUAGCCAAAGAGUCCACUGUUGCCCAAGAGUCAUACCGAGAACGUCAGGCCAAUGUGGCGGCAGGUGCUUCUGAAAGCACUUGGUCCGAUGAGAGGACCGUCAUUUUGGAAAAGAAAACGGAAGCUAAAGCCAUGAGGGAGCAAGAGAGAAACAGACCAGGAACCAUCCAAACAAAGCGAGAAGAGAAAAUGUUUGAUUCUAAAGAGAAGGCUUCAGAGGAGAGAAACUUAAGGUGGGAAGAACUGACAAAGUUAGAUAAAGAAGCAAGAAAGAGAGAAAGCCAGCAAAUGAGGGAAAAGGCGAAAGAGAAGGAGUCAUUGAAGGAGAAAAGUGUGAGAGAAAGAGAGAUACCAGUCAGUCUAGAAGUAUCCCAGGACAGCACCCCAGAGGUGGCUCCAAAAGGUUUCCAGACACCCCUGAAGAAGGAUGCUGGUGAUGGUCCGGGUAGAGGGGUUGAAACGAGAGAGGCAAGGUUCACCUUGGGCACUAGCGACACCACAGGCUCUCUGAAAGGCGAUUCCACAACUGAAACCAUUGCAGAGAACAUCGUGUCCAGUAUUCUGAAGCAGUUUACCCAGUCUCCUGAUACAGAAGCAUCUGCUAAUGCUUUUCCAGACACAAAAGUCACUUAUGUGGACAGGAAAGAACUUCCUGCUGACAGGAAGACAAAGACUGAGAUAGUCGUGGAGUCGAAACUGACUGAAGAGAUUGAUGUUUCAAAUGAAGCUGGCCUGGACUACCUUUUAAGCAAGGAUGUUAAGGAUAAGGUGGAGCUGAAAGGAAAAUCAGCCGAGCGGAUGAUAGGAGAUAUCAUCAAUCUUGGUCUGAAAGGAAGAGAGGGGAGAGCAAAAGUUGUCAACGUGGAGAUCAUUGAAGAGCCUGUGAGCUAUGUAGGCAGCGAGAGGGCAGAUGAGUUUUCUACCCCAUUCGAAGUGGAGGAGGUCGAUGAUGUGUCUCCGGGCUUGAAGGGGCUUGUUGAGGAGGAGGAAGGUUAUGUAGAGACAGAUAUCACAGUCUCAGGUAAUCAACAUAAAAAGACCAAGCAGCCUCAAGAGAAUGUAACUCAUGUUGAGGAAGUGAUGGAGGCAGGUGACUCAGAGGGAGAGCAGAGUUAUUUUGUGUCGACUCCAGAUGAACAUACCGGGGGGCAUGACAGAGAAGAAGGCUCAGUGUAUGGGCAGAUCCACAUUGAAGAAGAAUCCACCAUCAGGUACUCUUGGCAAGAUGAAAUUGUGCCAGGGACUCGGAGAAGAAUAAAGAGUGAUGAUGCAUUGGGAGAGAAGGUUGUAAAGCCACUGGAUGUUCCAGAAUCUUCUCUGGAGGGGGAUGUGGGUUCUACUCACUGGAAAGAACAAGCUAGAAGUGGUGAAUUUCAUGCUGAACCCACAGUCAUUGAAAAGGAAAUUAAAAUACCACAUGAUUUUCACACAUCCAUUAAGGGAGCCUUCAAGGAGCCCAGACACCAGCUGGUGGAGGUUAUCGGGCAGCUAGAAGAAAGCCUUCCGGAGCGCAUGAAGGAAGAGCUGUCUGCCCUCACCAGGGAGGGUCAAGGUGGGCCAGGGAAUGUUUCAGUUGAUGUAAAGAAAGUCCAGACCUCUGGCGGUGAGUCCGUGACCUUAGUCGCUGAAGUCAACCUCUCGCGAACUGUGGGUGCCGAUCAGUUAGACCUGGAGGAGCUGAGCAAAGAUGAAGCCGGUGAAAUAGAGAAAGCCGUGGAAUCGGUGGUACGAGACAGUUUGACCAAGCCACACAGCCCAACACCUGGAAGCCCAGACAGGGAGGCUGGAGCAGAGGCCCCAGCUCCUGGCUUUCGCUUCAAGCGCUGGGCCACCCAGGAACUGUACAGCCCCUCUGGUGAGGAUGAUGAGGCUGGCCGGGCUCACAGCACAGAGCAGGUCACUUCCCAGGGUCCGGUGUCGGCCACCGUGGAAGUCACCAGCCCAAGGGGCUUUGCCCAGUCACAUGUGUUAGAGGACGUAAGCCAGUCUGUAAGGCACAUUAAAAUAGGCCCCACUGGAAUUUGGAGGACUGAGCAAGUCUCACACGAAGGACCCACUGCAGAAGUGGUGGAGGUAAGUGGGGAAGGCGACUUAAGUCAGGCGGCGAGCUCAGCUGGAGCCAGCUGGUCAGUGAGGCACUUUACGUUGGGUCCCCAUCAAAGUCAAGUGUCCAAAGAAGUCUUCUUCCAAGGGCCUGUCCCUGCCUGUGAGGAGGCGGGGGGCACAGAAGAGCCUGGCCCGGCAGAGCUUUCCGCAGAUACCGACAGAUCGGGGAGGAACAGCGCAUUUGGCUCCAAACAGUUUCAUGCUAAGAGGGAAAUUAUUUUUCAGGGCCCCAUUUCUGGGGCAGGGAAAGUUGGUGAUUAUUUUGAAACAGAAGAGUCAGUGGGUACCCAGACUUCUGUAAAGCACCUUCACUUAGACCCUAGAGAGGGGUUCAGUGAGCAAAUCCAGUUCAUAGCCCCCCUUUCAGACAAAAUGGAGUCGGGUGUCAGAGGAGCUUCUGUGCACACUGAAGAGUGGUCAGGGAAUAGCACAGCCAUCAGGCACGUCAAAAUUGGGCCUCAGAGGCAUCAGACCACCGAGCAGAUAGUUCUGCAACCCACGGAAUCUAGCGACUCAGAAAGCACUGCCCACAGAGAGGGCUCGGCAGAUGUGACCCAGGCCACUCGUAGUUACACCGUGGGUAGGAAAAUCCUAAUGACUGAAAAGAACAGCUUCCGAGGGGCCGUCUCUGAAUCGCCUCAGGAGGCUAGUGUGGGAGACAUGUCAGGGACAGAAGCGACAUCGGGCAUGAGCAGAUCCUUUAGGCACAUUCGGCUAGGUCCUACGGAAACCGAAACCUCUGAACGUGUUGUCUUCCGAGGACCUAUUUCCAAAACAUUUGCGCUUGCUGGUUCAGUGGAUUCCCCUGAGCUAGGCGAGUUAGCAGACAGCAGCAGAACACCAAGGCAAGUUGCACUGGGGCCCAAAGAAACUUCGUUUACCUUUCAGAUGGAUGUGAGUAACAUAGAGGUGACCCCCAGCUGGACACAAGAGGCCACAGUCUUCUUCCCUGCAGGGACAGAAGCGGAAGUUCAUAGCGUGUCCGACGCUGGUGCCUGGAGAGACGCUGGCAGUAGAAGUGCCCGGGCAGCCGACGUGAGCUUUCAGGGCUCUGCUGGGGAUGGACGCCAGGCCCCCGGGGAAGAGGGCAAGGAGCAGGCCGAGUUUGAUAAGAUGGUGCAGCUACAGAGGAUGGUAGACCAAAGGUCGGUGAUUUCAGAUGAAAAGAAAGUUGCCCUCCUCUAUCUAGACAAUCAGGAGGAGGAGAAUGAGGGAGACUGGUUUUGAUGAACAGAAAGAUUUGUUUUAAAUGGUAUCUUAUUUUGUGACAUACCAACACACAAAGGCCUUUACUUAUUUUAAGGGAGGGAGGCUCUUGAUUAAAACCUUCCCUUUUUUUUACUUUCUUCAAACAAUGCUCCAGGCGGUGUCAAUUUACUUUGUAAUCUGUAAAGGUUUCAAAUUCAUUCAUGCCUUAAAAGGCACUGGAUUUUCAUUUUUGAGUUGAAACUUUUACAAAAAUACUUUUCGUUUUUUUAGUCUUAAAAGUUCCCUUUUUCUGGAGUUUUCUCUCCACUCCUAGAGACGAUUUCUACCAGGUUUGCAUCUGGUCACAGAAAUGCCUUGCAUCUGUUUGAAACUAUAAUUAUCUAUAGACAAGAUGCCUAAAUAGUAACCAGAUUAAAGUAAUAUAUUUAAAUUUUAUUUGCAUGUGCUAAUGUGAAAUAGUAAACUAACAUUUUAAGGGAAAAAUGAAUACAUUUUUCUCUUUCCAAAGUCUUUUCCAAAAGAAAUUGUAGGAAACAAGCAGAUUGCUUACAUUAAAAAAAAAAAUCUAAAUGAUUUCAUCUUUAGGAAAAAGUUAUUUGUCAUAGAGUUAAAUUCAUUUUAAGGCUUGAAUGAAUUGCUUUCUGUGGGCAGAACUUUAAAAAAAUAUAGUCUUUUAUGUAUGGAGAGGACAGCUCCAGCCUAAUGCAAUAUUUUAAAUCAACAUACUUGCUCUGUCUGCCCAGGUUCCUAGAACCCUGCACUGGACCAGUGUGUAGGGGAAAUGAUUAGCGGGAAUCGCUUAAAGUACCGUUUCUUUUUUGCAGCACUAGGUCGCUAAGUAGUGCACAGUCUAAAUACACAUUUUUGUUAUAACCUAAGUUCUGGAAUAGCCAGCUCUGCACCUUAUCCCUUAGCACCUAAGCAUUUAAUUUCACUGGUGGGAGGUAGACCCUGAAGACAAUAAAGAGAAUGUUGAUGCUCAGACUACAGGUGGACUUGCAAGAUGGUUGAUGUGCAGUCAAAUUGGAAGCACCAGGUGGACCGUGCCUCCCAAAGAAGCCCUUUCCAACCCGCCACUAAUGGGGUGGAGGUCUUUCUGGGCUCCAAGAGUGAGAGAUGAAAAACGACAACCAACCUCACUGAAGCUUUUGCACUUUGAACAGAAAUCAUUACAGUUGGGGUGUCUUGUCCAGGGAAAUGAGUAAUACAUUAAAUAGAAUAAGAUGUUUGAGGGAAGGAACUGGGUGCCUUGCCUGCUGCCCAGCACUGAAGCACCCAGGAGGGGCCCUGGAGGAAGGCAGAGGCCCUACUCUCGCGGCCAUAGAACAUGGACCUGAUAUACAUACACCACCAAGUUUAAGAAGCUAGAAUGAGUGUGUGCUAUUGGAUUUUUGUCUUACGCAAGGGUAUUGUUUUUAAAGCUUCCAUCUUAAAGGUGUAGUGUCACAUAAAAAUAGUAUCUCUAGCAGCACAUUAUUAGUUUAAUCCAAACUAGGUUCUUUCACAUAAUGUUGUCUGAACUGUACUUCCUCUAACACAGUAUCGUAGAACUGCCUGUAGUGCACUGAGGAAUAAUGAUCCGAGGUAACGUCAUCCUCAGGUAGGUUAUGAUGAUGGGGGGGUGGUUAUGGCAUUUGAGGCUCUUCCCUCUGGAUUUUACACAGUGGCCCUCAGACCCCCAAGAUGCACAUCUCCUCAGCUUCCGGAAAUGGUUACAGGUGGUAGUUGAGGGAGAGUACGUUUUCCUAAUUGAUAAGCAGAGGAGAAACACAGCACAGCUUUCAGGAUGAUCUAUUUUAAAAACACUGUGGAUCAAGGUAUAGACAGAAAGUUGAUUUGAAUUGCAAGUUUAAACCUUUGUUAUCUGCCAGAUGAACUAGUGAUUGUCACAAACUGGUAUGGAGGAUGGCUUUGCAAACUUGGCAAAGACUUCUCAUUUCUAAUACAGUCAAAGAUGGGCUGGUUUUGUGUUAGCUGUCACUGGUAAUGGUAUUUGUAUAAGUGACUUAUUGGUGAGACUUUGGGCAGGGUGACAGCCUACUGUUUUGAUGUCAAGACAGACAGAUGGAGAGUCUAUUAUGUAAGUCUAAGUGGGCUUAGUCUGAUGUCACUAGCCUAGCUCAUGACCUUGUAAAUGAGUGCUAAUGUGAACAGGUUAUUAAUAUUGUGACCCCCUUCUAUUUAGGAAAUAAAUAAAUUUAUUUCUCCAUGUUGCAAUGCCUAUCUUCAAGAAGUAUCCUGCCAAGAGUAUUUCCCAAUGUGGAAUCAUGAGCUGUCACUGGUUACUAGGUCUCUGGAUCACCCAGGAGCAGGCUGUGCUUGACACUGUGACAGGUCACCCCACAGUUCCGUGUCCUUUAAAACUAGUCAUUCUGGAGGCAAUAGAAAUCAACUUUGUGGUUGGAUGAGGUGAAGACACAACCAGUCUUCCUAUUUGUUGUUGUUUAGACAAAACAGUAUUAAUGGAAUGUUCGCCUUCCCACUGGUUGUUUUGAUAUUGUUUAAAAUGUAUAUUUAGAAUGGAAUCAUCUAAAAAGCUGAUCUUGCUAACCUCCUGUUCCCUACAAAGGGAAAUGUCACAAGAAUGUGUAAAAAUAAAAAUCUAAGAAAAAACCCCACCUUGUUCCUAAAGAGAAUGAAUGUUUUCCAGUAGGUGUUUUUGUGGUUUCUAUUUAAACUCUGAUUAAAGCAUAUAUGUGUUA
Diceros bicornis minor is the source of this 7491-nucleotide messenger RNA. RefSeq names its product synemin (gene SYNM). Gene Ontology annotation, molecular function: vinculin binding; structural constituent of muscle; structural constituent of cytoskeleton. Gene Ontology annotation, cellular component: neurofilament cytoskeleton; sarcolemma; intermediate filament. The transcript is spliced from 4 exons. Gene Ontology annotation, biological process: fast-twitch skeletal muscle fiber contraction; intermediate filament cytoskeleton organization. The record is from RefSeq and is a predicted model, not a curated record. The coding region runs from base 101 to 4807 and encodes 1568 amino acids. Lineage: Eukaryota; Metazoa; Chordata; Mammalia; Perissodactyla; Rhinocerotidae.